GCGAAGAUGAUCUCUGAUUGGAGGCUCCUCACGCUAUAUGCCAUGCCUAUCGGAGAGCACGUCAGAGGCUUAGGAUCUUACGUAUACUUAUACCCUGUGCGACUAGAGAAUUAUUAUUCAAUAGUUAUCGACCGACGACGCGUCCUGUCAUAUAAGAUGUGCGGCGUAUAUCUAGCAAUAUGAAUAUAGAAUGAGUGCCUGACGACUUAUAAGUAACACUUAGCUUUAAAAUAGACACUUUCAUGUUCAUGGGUUAAAUCUAAAACAUAUCAUUGAUCAAUACUAACCGCAAUGUCGGGGGAGCCGGUCGUCACGAAAGAUGGCCUUGACGUAGCAACGCCCAGUUCCAUUACAGUCGCAAACGCAGACAAUAUUCCCCAGCGACCGGACAAUGUUUCUUUCUAUCGGAGUACACUUUUUCAAAUUCUAGUUGUCGGAAUAUGCGCCUUUUCAGCACCCGGAAUAUGGAGCGCUAUGAAUGGUCUCGGAGUUGGUGGAUCGCAAAGUCCGGAUCUCGUCAACGCCGCCAACGCAUUGCUAUAUGCAUUCAUGACAAUUACUUGUUUUAUUUCUCCGUGGUUGACAAAUGCAAUUGGAUUUCGGUGGACGCUGUCACUAGGAACGCUUGGUUAUCCUCUAUAUGCGGCUGGUCUCUACGUCAAUAAUCGAUUUGGAAGUACAUGGUUCGUGUACGUCGGUGCGGUUGCUUGCGGUAUUAGUGCUGGGUUCUUUUGGGGUGUUGAGGGUGCGAUUGCGACUGGAUAUCCUGAGCAGCAUAAGAGGGGGCGUUACAUUGCGACUUGGUUUACUUUCCGCAAUUUCGGAAAUAUUAUUGGUGGUGCUAUCUCGCUGGCUCUCAAUAUCAACGUUAAUCAUCGUGGUCAAGUUGGAUACCAGACAUAUCUGGGUUUUAUCGCUAUUCAAUGCCUUGGCUGCGUGUUUGCUUUACUUCUUUCGAACCCAGAGAAGGUGCAGCGUGAUGAUGGAACUCGUAUCGAAGCGCCAAGGGGGAUCCACUGGCGCACCGAGCUUCGCGAAAUGUGGAGGUUGGCGAGGAGCAAAUCGAUUUUGCUUUUGACGCCCCUUUUCUGGUACUUCGGCUGGACUCAAGCGUAUCCGGGUACUUAUCUGGCUACAUAUUUCACAGUGCGAUCCAGAGCUCUCGGUAGCUUCAUGGCCGCCAUCGUCGGCACGAUAGCGACUUGGUUAAGUGGCAUAUUGGUCGAUAUCCAGUGGACUAAGAAGAGACAGAACCGCGCGGUUACCACGUUUGUCAUAAUCGCACUACUCAACAGUGCGACAUGGAUCUGGGCUGUGUUCAUUCAAAACGAAUACCGACAUACACUUCCCGUCUUAGAUUGGGGCAAUCAAGCCACGUUCGGUCGUGGCUUCGGAGUUUAUAUGGUCGAACGAAUCAGCGUCGGGAUGAUUGAAAACUACAUAUAUUGGUGCAUUAGCAACCUAUCGGACUCGCCUGGCGACCAAAUCAGAUACAGCUCCUUGCUUCGGGGUAUCGAGACAGCGGGUGUUUGUAUAGGAUUCGGAGUUCAGGCUGUCCCGACUGCGCUCAUUGCUACUGCUAGCAUAAAUCUUGGGCUUUGGUUCUUUGCACUACCGUUUAGUUACUAUGCUACGGUGAGGGUAGUCAGAAAGUUCAACAUAAUAACGAAGGCAGACGAUGAAGAUUCUCAGGUUGAGACAGCAAAUCCGUAAUGCCGCAUGUAUUUAAACUGCACUUAAAACAGAUCAUGUUGGAUCUCUUUGCAGACCGAGGCACCCUCGGAGAUAAGAUCAUCCAAUAGGACAUAGUGUUGGGGAAAUAAGAUAGUGGCGUACGCCUCCAUCCUUAUCCUGUCCUACUUCAAUUACCAAAUACAGAGACACCUAAUUUCUAGUGACUCUCGAGCUUCCUCGUUCUCUGUCCUAGGCAAUUCCACGCUCGAGUGAAAUGUCCCCCCAGACGCAGUGCAUCCAUCCUUUUCAGCAUCACUAUCAAAGAACUUUAGGAUU
Molecule: messenger RNA, 2010 nt
Organism: Hypoxylon trugodes
Lineage: Eukaryota; Fungi; Ascomycota; Sordariomycetes; Xylariales; Hypoxylaceae
Product: MFS general substrate transporter
Exons: 1
Coding region: 292-1713 (473 amino acids)
Biological process (GO): transmembrane transport
Molecular function (GO): transmembrane transporter activity
Source: RefSeq, a predicted model, not a curated record